This is a messenger RNA of Paramuricea clavata, 729 nucleotides long. The record is from the annotation of a GenBank genome assembly. Lineage: Eukaryota; Metazoa; Cnidaria; Anthozoa; Malacalcyonacea; Plexauridae.
GCAACGAUCGAGCUACAGGAAACCGAUCCGGAUUCCUUUGACAAGUACGGCGACGAACUCGACAACGAUCAAAUACGUUUCGAGGAGGCUCGCAGCAUCAUUGUGAAAGCGAUCGCAUCGGCAUCAAACGGUCAAACGAGAAACUCAAACGAUCAAACAAAUCCAAGAACGGUCAGAAUCAAUGAUUCACUCAAGCCGGAAGUGCUGGGAAAAGACGCUACCCCCAUUGAGAUGCGUCAAUGGACUGAGUCUUUCGAAGCAUACUACGCGUCUAACCGGAUGGAUACGUUUACGAUCAAGGAGAGACAAUCUUAUUUUAAGAUUCUCCUAGACACGGAGUUAAGAAGGUGCAUCAAUUCCAAAAUAAACGCGGAAACAGAUAUCUUCGGAACGAACGGUUGCAUCGCUAUGCUCGAGCAGGACUUCAAAGUACGCUAUCCAAUCUUCACACGCCGGCUCGACUAUUUCCAGUGCAGGAUGAAGGAAGGGGAGCACUUCACCGACUUCUGGGCCAGAUUAAAAGAAAUGGGAAAGCUAGCGGACGUCAACAAAUUAUCGGCCGAAGAGAUUAACGUCUUCCGAGGUAUCUGUGGAUGCGCUGACAAGGAGCUGCUGGACGAAUUCUUGAAACUGAAAGAGAAAACCGAAGAGACCAUCGAAGAAACCGCAAAAAUCCACGAGGGGAAGUUGUCAUCACGAGCGAAGCUAAACCCGACCCAAGCCAUCGAG